Messenger RNA from Sphaerodactylus townsendi, 1320 nucleotides. RefSeq names its product hephaestin-like. Gene Ontology annotation, molecular function: copper ion binding; oxidoreductase activity. The record is from RefSeq and is a predicted model, not a curated record. NCBI's taxonomy places the organism in Eukaryota, Metazoa, Chordata, Lepidosauria, Squamata, Sphaerodactylidae. Bases 193 to 1320 code for a protein of 375 amino acids. The transcript is spliced from 8 exons.
CAACUAGGGGAAACCCCACAGUGAUCUUGGAAAAAUGGUGUCUAAGUGGAACAGAAAGGAAUCAACAAAGAGUUUUAUCUUUUAUUCGGAGUGUUUGAUGAAAACCUUAGUUGGUAUCUGGAUGCAAAUCUGAAGUAUUCCCUGACUAAAGAAGAGGCUUUUCGGGAUCCUGGCUUCAGGGAGUCCAACAGGAUGCACGCCAUUAAUGGAUUCCUGUUCAGUAACUUGCCUGACCUGGACAUGUGUAAAGGAGAAAAGAUUUCCUGGCACCUCUUGGGCCUGGGCACUGAAACUGAUGUCCACGGAGUGGCCUUCCAAGGGAACACUGUCUUGAUGGAUGGGAUGAGGAAAGACACCAUGAGCCUGUUCCCUCACACAUUUGCCACAGCACUCAUGCAGACGGACAGCGAAGGGACUUUUGAGGUCUACUGCCAGACUAGCAACCAUUACCAGUCUGGAAUGAGGGGACGUUAUUCGGUCCAGCAGUGUGGAAAGGAGGAGCUUUCUCUUGGCAGGCGAUAUGAGAGAGUGAGGACAGUCUACAUCAUGGCAGAAGAGGUGGAGUGGGACUACACCCCGGACCGCAGCUGGGAACUGGAAUGGCACAAUGGCUCUGGUGAGGAAAGCUAUGACAAUGUGUUCCUCAGCCGCAAAAACGGACUCCUCGGCUCCAAGUACAAGAAAGCGGUUUACAGGGAAUACACUGAUGGGACCUUCAAGACCCCAAAGAACAGGAGCAAUGGAGAAGAACAUUUGGGCAUCUUGGGACUGUCUGGCAUUCCCUUGUCUCCUCGCAGCAUGGCUAGCCUGAUUGAGGAGGGAGUGUCUUCCGAUUCCAGCAAGACUGGUUCAGCAGGGUCUGAUGCCCUUUGGAAUGACAAAUCGGGUCUGGCAGCUUGCGAUCCAUACCUGGGAGCAGGUGCGAGCAGGCAGACCACUUCAUCCCCCAUUCUGGGGGAAGGACUGUACCUGGAAGUUCAACACUUUGUGGAGAAACCACCAAACCAGGGGACGCUGAAAUGUGGUGCCACUUCCAUAGUCGAGAAGCGGUUUGGGACAAUGAGUGGGCAGAGUACCAGAGGCAACAACAGCCACCUGCACCUGUUCCCUUGGGGGCUGGGGCUCCUGUGGAUGGGGCUGGUGGUCUCCCAGCAGCCGUUCCAGCAGAUGGGGCAGUACCAGAGACAGCCGGAGCCGGAGGUCUGCCGGCACCACUUCCAGUUCAGCCAUGCGAUGGCGCCGCUGGUGGGCAACCAAAUCAGCCAGCUGGAGGGCAACCGGCUCAGCCGGUGGGGGUUCCUGUGCAACAGAUACCUUUAG